GACGCGACCAGGACGCGGGGAGGACGGACCAGCAGGACAGACCGACCGGGGGCCCGGCGGGCGGAGCGCAACGCAGCGCAGCCACGUCCCCCCUGGAUCCGCCGGCAGCCGGGCCCGGGGCUUCAGACAUGCCCCCCAGGAGAGUGUGCUGGGCAGACGAUGCUGGACACGAUGGAAGCGCCGGGCCACUCGAGGCAGCUGCUACUGCAGCUCAACAACCAGCGCACCAAAGGCUUCUUGUGCGACGUGAUCAUCGUGGUGCAGAACGCCCUCUUCCGCGCGCACAAGAACGUGCUGGCGGCCAGCAGCGCCUACCUCAAGUCCCUGGUGGUGCACGACAACCUGCUCAACCUGGACCAUGACAUGGUGAGCCCGGCCGUAUUCCGCCUGGUGCUGGACUUUAUCUACACCGGCCGCCUGGCCGAUGGCGAGGAGGCGGCGGCUGCAGUGGCCCCGGGGACUGAGCCGAGCCUGGGCGCCGUGCUGGCCGCGGCCAGCUACCUGCAGAUCCCCGACCUCGUGGCGCUGUGUAAAAAGCGCCUCAAGCGCCACGGCAAGUACUGCCACCUGCGGGGCGGCGGUGGCGGUGGCGGUGGGUACGCGCCCUAUGGGCGGCCCGGCCGGGGCCUGCGUGCCACCACGCCCGUCAUCCAGGCCUGCUACUCAUCCCCCGCUGGGCCGCCACCACCGCCGCAGGCCGAGCCGCCGCCGGGCUCCGAGGUCGCUGUGAACACGCACUGCGCCGAGCUGUACGCCUCGGGUCCCGGCCCGGCCGCCGCCCUCUGCGCCCCCGAGCGCCGCUGCUCCCCGCUCUGCGGCCUGGACCUGUCCAAGAAGAGUCCGCCGGGCUCCACGGUGCCCGAGCGACCCCCGGGAGAGCGUGAGCUGCCUUCGCGGCCCGACAGCCCGCCGGGCGCCGGCCCCGCCGCCUACAAGGAGCCGCCCCUCUCGCUGCCGCCGCUGCCGCCGCUGCCCUUCCAGAAGCUCGAGGAGGCCGUGGCGCCGCCGGACCCGUUUCGGGGCGGCAGCGGCAGCCCGGGCCCCGAGCCGCCUCCCGGGCGCCCCGACGGGCCCAGCCUCCUGUACCGCUGGAUGAAGCAUGAGCCGGGCCUGGGCAGCUACGGCGACGAGCUGGUCCGGGACCGGGGCUCCCCGGGCGAGCGCUGCGAGGAGCGCGGAGGUGACGGGGCCAUCUCGCCCGGGGGUCCCCCGCUCGGCCUGACCCUGGCGCCAGCGCCACGUUACGCCGGAAGCCUGGAUGGGCCGGGCGCAGGCGGUGACGGCGACGACUACAAGAGCAGCAGCGAGGAGACGGGCAGCAGCGAGGACCCCAGUCCACCUGGGGGCCACCUCGAAGGCUACCCCUGCCCACACCUGGCCUAUGGCGAGCCAGAGAGUUUCGGUGACAACCUGUACGUGUGCAUUCCCUGUGGCAAGGGCUUCCCCAGCUCGGAGCAGCUCAACGCGCACGUGGAGGCACACGUGGAGGAGGAGGAGGCACUGUACGGCCGGGCUGAGGCGGCGGAGGUGGCCGCGGGGGCUGCGGGCCUGGGGCCCCCUUUUGGCAGCGGUGGGGACAAGGUCCCUGGGACUCCAGGAGGCCUAGGGGAGCUACUGCGGCCCUACCGCUGUGCAUCGUGCGACAAGAGUUACAAGGAUCCGGCCACGUUGCGGCAGCACGAGAAGACGCACUGGCUGACCCGGCCCUAUCCGUGCACUAUCUGCGGGAAGAAGUUCACGCAGCGCGGGACCAUGACACGCCACAUGCGCAGCCACCUGGGCCUCAAGCCUUUCGCAUGCGACGCGUGUGGCAUGCGCUUCACGCGUCAGUACCGCCUCACCGAGCACAUGCGCAUCCACUCUGGAGAGAAGCCUUACGAGUGCCAAGUGUGCGGUGGCAAGUUUGCGCAGCAACGCAACCUCAUCAGCCACAUGAAGAUGCACGCCGUGGGGGGUGCAGCAGGCGCAGCUGGGGCGCUGGCGGGCCUGGGGGCGCUUCCCGGCGUCCCGGGUCCUGAUGGCAAGGGCAAACUCGACUUUCCCGAGGGCGUCUUUGCGGUGGCUCGCCUCACUGCUGAACAGCUGAGCCUGAAGCAGCAGGACAAGGCGGCCGCCGCCGAGCUGUUGGCGCAGACCACGCACUUCCUGCACGACCCCAAGGUGGCGCUCGAGAGCCUCUACCCGCUGGCCAAGUUCACGGCGGAGCUGGGCCUCAGCCCGGACAAGGCUGCGGAGGUGCUGAGCCAGGGCGCGCACCUGGCCGCCGGGCCUGACGGCCGGACCAUCGACCGGUUCUCUCCCACCUAGAGCGCCUUGCACCAGCCAGCAUGUCGCUUGCUGUACCUCCCUCAGGGAGUGACAGCAACAGCACAGCGCCGAGCAGGUUCACUGUGCCCCAGACAGCUGUGGAAUCAGCCUCACUGCUUUGUGCCUUAGCCUGGGGUAGGGGUGGGGAAAAGACCCCAGGACGGUAGCGGGAUGGGGGGAGGGAGAUUUAUAUUUUUGAUAUCAGCUUUGACCAAAGGAGACCCCCAGCCCCUCAGCACCUCUUCCUGUGGCUCAUGGGUCUCUCCCGAGGCUUUGUGCUGCUCUUGGGGGAGUGUCACUGUUGGGGGGCUCCCAGCCCUACCUCCAGCCCUGCGACCACACCUAUUCUCACUGUGAAUCUCCCCGCUGGGGUCUGAGCGCGUUGGGCGGAGUUGGGGAGCUGGGAGGGGACUGAGCCGGCCAGAGGGCCCCCCGCCCUCGCUCCCACCUGCCCCGGGACUGAUAAUGUGAAGUUCCUCAUUUUGCACAAGUGGCACUAGCCCCAGGGCCAAACUUUUCUUCCCUGACCACUAUGGGCAGGGAGUUCUGGAGCCAGAGGGCUGCGACAGCCCGACAGCCCGGAGUACCCAGGCUCCCACUCCCACGGCGCCCUUUCCCUGGGGCCCCGGACCAUAUUUAUUGCAUGCACCCCGGCGGCCCCAUCCCGAGCCCAGGCUGGGCUGGGCUGGAAUGCGGUCUCUUUAGUUCCCUUGUCCUCUCUCCUUUUGAUUUGUAUUAUUUUCUACCUUGUACACAGGCUCUUCUAGAGCCGCUUCCAUUUUCUAUACUCGAACCAAACAGCAAUAAAGCAAUAACCAAGGA
Molecule: messenger RNA, 3129 nt
Organism: Elephantulus edwardii (Cape elephant shrew)
Lineage: Eukaryota; Metazoa; Chordata; Mammalia; Macroscelidea; Macroscelididae
Gene: HIC1
Product: hypermethylated in cancer 1
Exons: 2
Coding region: 160-2307 (715 amino acids)
Biological process (GO): regulation of transcription by RNA polymerase II
Cellular component (GO): nucleus
Molecular function (GO): RNA polymerase II cis-regulatory region sequence-specific DNA binding; DNA-binding transcription factor activity, RNA polymerase II-specific; protein binding
Source: RefSeq, a predicted model, not a curated record